This is a messenger RNA of Leucoraja erinaceus (little skate), 1080 nucleotides long. RefSeq lists its product as uncharacterized. Gene Ontology annotation, cellular component: peroxisome. The record is from RefSeq and is a predicted model, not a curated record. Lineage: Eukaryota; Metazoa; Chordata; Chondrichthyes; Rajiformes; Rajidae. The coding region runs from base 421 to 1080 and encodes 219 amino acids. The transcript is spliced from 4 exons.
GUCCAGAACCAGGGGCCACAGUUUAAGAAUAAGGGGUUGGCCAUUUAGAACGGGGUGGAAGAAAACUUUUUUCACACAGAGGAUGUGGAAUUCCCUGCCUCAGAAGGAAAGGGUGGCCAAGCCUCCGCGUGCUUUCGAGAGAGAGUUAGAUAGAGCUCUUAAAGAUAGCAGAGUUAUGGGGAUAUGGGGAGAAGGCAGGAACGGGGUACUGAUUGGGGAUGAUCAGCCAUGAUCACAGUGAAUGGUGGUGCUGGCUCGAAGGGCCGAAUGGCCUCCUCCCAUUGUCGAAUCCUUUUCUCCUGAGAUGCUGCCUGACCCGCUGAGUUGCCGCAGCAUUUUGUGUCUAUCUUCUGUGGUGAAUGUCCUGAGAGGCCACAUGCUGUGGUUACUGUGUGACCAAUACAUCUCUCCCCGACAGUGAUGAACACCGUCAGCUGGUUUGGACGUAGUCCCGUGGGCUUUUCUGGAGUGCCCCUGAGCCAGGACGUCUACCACAAGCUCAUGACGGAGAACGGAGGCCGUGGACUGAAGGUGGACAGCCUACCUGUUCAGGGGACCAGUCUGAGAACAACAUCCGGAACCACACCAACUGUGGGGCUCAUCCUCAGGCUCAUCGGCUCCGAGCGCCCUGAUUCGAUACUUGCCGCGACCUAUCCAUCCCUCGUGGCCAGUGUUGGAGCUGCAACCUCCAGGGAUGCCCUGGGAUUAAAGCACCAGCCAGCCACACAGAGGGCACUGGCUGUUGGCAGCCCUGAUCCCUCCUCAGGGCCAGGCCUGACCACCACGGCAGAGUGGACGCUAUCUGCAAUCCAGGACCAGGCGUCAGAUAUAGCCCCAGCGCCACAGGCCAAGGUAGGUCAAAAGAUUCUAAAUAUCCUAACAGCGUCGGUUUUAAUUGCUAAUGGAAGUGGAUGUCCAGUUGCAAGCCCCUACACUGCCCCUGUGGUCUACGGAACUGUUAGAUCAUGCACACAAUUUGCAAACUCCAAUUCCUUACAGCCCGAUGAACUCUCGAUUGGAACGCCGCAGAGUUCUCCAGCUAAUUUCCAUUUAGCCGGACUCCACACGGACAGCAGCUGA